AUGUCAUGAAUCAUGCAGCCGUGUGGUUGCAGGUGAGUCUGGUUGGGUUCUUCCGGCAGGCAUAGACUGACAUUCCCAGGCUGUUGGCCAGGGCAUACAUUUGGGAUCCAGGGCGCUGAUUUCAUGAACCCUAGACUCCCGUGGCACCAGUCCGGGGCUCCAAGGACAUGGCUCAUCCACUCCCGCCUCGGAUGGAGCUUCACCCACCGCCCACUCUGGAGGAAGGGGAGCUGUGUUGCACGGAGAGCGAGCAACAGCGAGGAAGCCGGACUCUUGUUCACCGGCCGCAGUUUUCCGGCGGACCGGUGUGCGGCGAGCGCCAGGCGGUGAACCUCGCCGGGGAGGAGCGGCGGCCCCGACGGCGGCCCGGGCCUGGGUGGCGGAUGAGCCGAUCGCUGCGCCGGGUCGUGUGCGCCGUGUCCGGCGGCGUGGACAGCGCCGUGGCGGCGCUCCUGCUUCGGCGGAGAGGCUACCAAGUGAUGGGUGUCUUUAUGAAAAACUGGGACUUGGUGGAUGAACGUGGUACAUGUACAAGUGAUCAGGACUGUAAAGAUGCACAACGGCUCUGUAAGAUGCUUGACAUCCCUUUCUAUCAGGUUUCUUUUGUGAAAGAGUAUUGGCAUGAAGUCUUCAGUAAUUUAGUAAAGGAGUAUGAAAUGGGGAGGACUCCAAACCCUGAUAUAAUGUGCAAUAAAAACAUUAAAUUUAAAUAUCUGUUGCAGUUUGCCAUGGAAAUGCUGGGGGCAGAUGCAAUGGCAACCGGUCAUUAUGCCAGAACAUCACAAGAUGAUGAAGAAGUUUUCCAGCAAAAAUCCAUUGGAAAUACUGAAGAUAUUUUUCAUAACCGUGGUAAAGAUGCUGUAAAACUCUUGAAGGCUGCUGACCCACAGAAAGACCAAACUUUCUUUCUGAGCCAGAUAUCCCAGCAUGCUCUGCGACAUACCAUGUUUCCCCUUGGUGAAUUAAGGAAAAAUAUUGUAAAGGAAAUGGCAGCAGAGGCAGGAUUUCACCAUAUAUUGAAAAGGAAGGAAAGCAUGGGAAUCUGUUUCAUAGGAGAAAGAAAUUUUGAAAACUUUAUCCUUGAGUAUAUAGACCCUCAUCCUGGAAAUUUUGUUUCUAUAGAAGAUGGAAAAAUAAUGGGAGCACACAAAGGUUGGUUUCUGUUCACUUUGGGACAACGUGCCAGGAUAGGUGGUCAAAGAGAUGCUUGGUUUGUAGUAGAUAAAGAGAUAAAAACUGGUGAUGUGUUUGUGGCACCAGGUACUUAUCACCCAGCUUUGUACAGGAACUCGCUUGAAACUGAUCCUGUCCAUUGGAUUUCUCAAAAUCCACCUCCAGAACUGCUCAGGGAUGGAGUGCUGCAAUGUUGUUUUCGCUUCCAGCAUCAAAUGCCUCUUGUGCAGUGUCAAUUAACCCUAAAUCCAGAUCAUACAGCUUUGGUGACUCUUGCUAAACCAGUCAGAGCACCAACACCAGGACAAUUUGCUGUGCUCUACAAGGAUGAAGAAUGUCUUGGCAGUGGCAAAAUAAUGAAGCUUGGCCCUUCCAUGUAUACACAAGAGGCAAGAGAGGGUAACAUUGGCAAUUUUCAGACGACUGGUAUUACCUUUUAAAGAACCCGUGAUGUAACGUGUGGAUCAACUUGGCAAAAUGCUAAGAACCACCAGAACCGAAACAAAUAACUGAGUGAAUCCACCUAUAAAGACACUGGAAUCCAAAUAUACCUCAUAAUUGGUACUAAGACCACUGUUUUCUACCUUUCCUUAAACCAUAUAUUCAAAUAUACCUUAAUAUUUACAGGGGAGUUUAACACUGGCUUUUGAGAUGCGGCCUUUUUGAGUAUUAGGUUAAUUUUCAAAUUCCAAAAUGGUUGCCGGUCAUGAUUAUUUGUUUUCACAAUGCCUGCAGUUAUAUCAACUUAAUUUCCAUAAGGAAUAAAAGAUACUUUAAUUUUAAAGUCAAUGAACUUUAUGUAGUUUUUAAAUUGGAACAAUGUUUUCAGAAGAGUAAAUUGUUUAAUGAACUAAAGAAAAUUAUUUAAUAAUGAUAGUGUUGGAGGUUAACUAAAGAUUACACAUUACCUAUUGCAAUGGAUUAGAAACACAGUAGUUUCUGGAAGUGCAUAACAGACCAUCGAAUUAUUAUUUUAUGUUGACUCUUCACUGGUACAACUAAUUGUGAUCUAGUAAUUCUAGCCCACCCAAAAAAGAUGUGCUUAAAUGGCACCUUCCCACAUGCCCCUGAUGUAACAAUCAUAUCAAAGAGUGACUCAGGCCUGGAAGUUCACUUUGAAUUUCUGUAGUGACACAAAAUGGCCAGAAAAUGACAGUCAUUGCUUUUCUCUCCAGGAAAUAAAAUAGAUGUUUAAUACUACUUAAUAUCUAGGCCAGUGAAAUACAAGUGUCCCCAGUGGGUCUAGUCAAAAAAUUUAAGAAAAUAGACAAGGCUAAAUAAUUUCAAAACUAAACAAUUGAUCAGCUAAAUCUUUCAAUUACAAGGUAUUUUUAUGUUUACGUUUUAAGUUUUGAUGAAGUUUCAUUCAAAAGGUUAAUGCAAUUUGUUUCUUUUAAGUAUUAAAAUUCACAUGGCAACAUAAGGGGGUAUCUGAAAGGAGGUUUCAAGGCUACAAGAAGGCAUACCAGGUUCAGUGAACAGUACAACUUGUGGUAGUUCUCUGUCCUGAAUUUUCCAGUGCAGAAUAAUCAAGAUUUCAUGCACAGGUACAAGUAUCCUUAAAAUAUCACAAUGCUGGGUUUCAGUAAUUGCCUUGUGUUGAGUGCAUUAUGUAAUUUAUUUUCACAAUGUUUGUAGAUCCUGCAGCUUACUUUCUGUAGAGUUAAUAUUGUAAAGACCAUGAAGAUAAUUCCAGAGCAACCUAGGGACGGACACAGUGUAGUCAGAAUUUAGAAAGGUGGAGAAAAUAAACUGGUGCAGAAAGUUGGGUAGGGAGAUAGGGUACCAGCAAGGUCAGUGAGAUUUGCAAAAGGGUAGAUGAGAAUUUUAAAAUAAUUGCAUUGAAGGAUGAGGAGCCAGUUGGCUUUUGGUGAACAGGAUUCUUCUCUGAAAGCUUUAAGGACAGAACAGUUAUUGAUGAAGCCUGAGGUGAACAAGGAAAGUUUUUGCAAACCUGUCUGGAGCUGGGAUGAAGAUUUUCAUAGCAUUAGGAGUGAGGCAAGGGGGAGAGGAAUGGUUUAAUGCUUCAUUUUUGUCCAGAGAUCUCAGUCACUCAUUAAUAUAGUUUAAAGAAAUAAAUAUUUCAUGAAACAAAUUCCAAAAAGGUAGAUAAUAUUGAUAGAUUUUGGAAUUGAUCAUCAUGUUUUCUUAACGAGGCACAAGAACAAAAAUAUUCAUCUUGCACAAAUGCCAGAAUAAUAAAAUGAGAGAUGGGUUUAAAUGGCCUUUGAAGAGGCCAUGACAGAUAAGAGAAUAGCAUCCUAAUUAUCUUAUUUUUCCUACUGAUGAAAUUAGACAAAGAGCCUGCUAUUCAAACCUUUGUCCAAUCUGUCAGUGGAUGUACUCUGAUGAUAGCUACCAGGACAGUUGUUCCUGUGAGAUAUUUCUUUUGCUACAGCUAAUGUGCAUUUAUACUCAUGGUUACAUAAGCUGAUUAAAGAUUUCUAGCUUUAAUGAAACAAAAUACAUGUAUUUUGUUAUCAAGCAAUUGGAAUGUCAUACACAUAAAUCAAUUUUUGAAAUACCAUUUAACUUGUAAAGAACCACAGCUCAUCCUAGUUUAAUACUAAUUAGAAAAGCCAAUUAAUAAAGACAUAUAAAGCAUACUUAUUUAUUAUUUAAUAAUUUUCACAACAUGGCAUGAUUUGCAAAGUAACCAGAUUUCAAAAAGGAGUGAAUUUUAAGGCCAGGGAGUAUGCUUAGUUAUUGUAUAACCAGGGCUAACUAUUAGGAGAAGCGUCAGAUUUGAUUUUACCU
This is a messenger RNA of Pristis pectinata (smalltooth sawfish), 3930 nucleotides long. RefSeq names its product tRNA 5-methylaminomethyl-2-thiouridylate methyltransferase (gene trmu). Gene Ontology annotation, cellular component: mitochondrion. Gene Ontology annotation, biological process: tRNA wobble position uridine thiolation. The record is from RefSeq and is a predicted model, not a curated record. Bases 168 to 1613 code for a protein of 481 amino acids. Lineage: Eukaryota; Metazoa; Chordata; Chondrichthyes; Rhinopristiformes; Pristidae. Gene Ontology annotation, molecular function: sulfurtransferase activity. The transcript is spliced from 11 exons.